UUUUUUUUUCAUUUUAGAAAUGUCAUUCACGAAGCCCAUUAUAGAGCUAGCUCUUGGAGAAGCAGAUUGCCGCAUAAACUUCCAAAAUGAUGUGGAUGAUCUCAGAAAAAGAGUGGCAGAUCUAAAACGCAGAAGAAAUGAUAAAGUAGCAGAACUACGAAGUGUGGAUGACUUGGAAAAACAAGUUAAAGAAGAAGUGCAGGGAUGGCUUGAAGAUGCAAGGGAGGUCAUUGAAAUUGAAAUGCCAGAUAUUGAAGAACAGGUGCAGAAUGUUUCAUACUUGUCACGUGGUAACCUUGGGAGACGUGUUCGUCAAAAGAUUCAAGAUGUGAAGGAAAUUUACGAUCGAGGUAGUUUCCCUGAAGGUCUUGUAAUUGAAAGGUCUCCAACUAUUGGAAUCACUUUGCCAACAGAGAAUAUGGUGGGCAAGGUUAAUGUGAAGGAAAAAAUUUGGGAAUACUUAAUGGGUCACGGGGUUGAAAUUAUUGGAGUUUGUGGAAUUGGUGGAGUUGGCAAAACCACUGUUAUGAAACACAUCCAUAAUGAAUUACUGAAUGAGGCUGGCAGGUUUGAGAAGGUCGUCUGGGUUACAGUAUCACAUCCUCUCAAUGUUUACAGAUUGCAAGAUGACAUUGCUGGGGCAAUGAACAAGGCAACGAAGGAAAGUCUUUCAGAUUGUUGGGAUGAAUUGAACCGGGCAUCAAGACUGAUGGAGGCUAUGAAAAAAGUUAAAUAUGCACUGAUCUUAGAUGAUGUCUGGGAUAAAUUUACUCUUCACAGAAUUGGAAUCCCAGAACCAACAAUGGAAAAUGGGUGUAAAAUUGUUAUUACUAGUAGAUCGAUUGAUGUAUGCAACUACUUGAAAUGUCAGGUAGUUAAAGUGCCACCUCUACCAGGGCAAGAGUCUUUGACCUUGUUUUUAGAGAAGGUUGGGCAAGAUGUUCUACGAAUUCCCAAUUUGGAAGAGAUUUUGAGGCUUAUGGUGGCUGAAUGCGUUGGUUUGCCAUUGGCCAUUGUUGUCAUUGCGGGGAGCAUGAGGGGAGUACAAGAUAUUUUUGAGUGGAGAAAUGCAUUACGUGAAUUGCGUCAAUGCGUGGUGGACACACAGAAAGAUUCAGAGGACGAGAUAUUUAAACGUUUGAAGUUCAGUUAUGACCGGCUACCAAAUUCAAGCAUCCAAGAGUGUUUCUUAUAUUGCUCAUUGCAUCCGGAAGAUUGGGAGAUUAAAAGAAAAGACCUAAUUGAAGACUGGAUUUGUGAGGGAAUUGUUGAAAAAUUAGGAAGCAGAAGAGAAAUGCAUGAUAAAGGAAAUGCUAUUUUAAACAGGCUUUUAAACUGUUGUUUGUUAGAGGAAGCUAAUGAAAAGGUGUGUGUUAAGAUGCAUGAUGUUGUGAGGGACAUGGCAUUGCGCAUCAAGAGCACGGGUCCUGGUAGGUUUAUGGUAAAAGCAAGAAUGAGAUUGAGAAAGAUACCAGAUGAGGAUGAAUGGAAUGAAGAUCUAGACAAGGUCUCCCUAAUGACAAAUGAAAUAUCAUAUAUCCCUGAAAAUAUGUCCCCUAAAUGCUUGAUGCUCUCAACCUUGAUUUUGGAGGGUAAUAACAGAUUGAGACAAAUUUCAGAGUGUUUUUUUGCUAACAUGCCCCUGCUGAAGUUUCUUGAUCUUUCUAGAACUGGCAUUGAGGUUCUACCAGAUUCCAUAUGUAACUUGGAAUAUCUCACUGCACUGAUCCUCUGUGGAUGUGUGCGUUUAGAACGCAUGCCUUCCUUGUCAAAGCUUAAAGCACUGAAGAAGUUGGAUUUGGAUGGAGCAGGCCUUCGUGAGGCUCCUGAAGGCAUUGAAAUGUUAGAAAAUCUGGAAUAUCUUGAUUUAUCUUGUCCCAACCUGAGGGUGCUACCAGGGGGAAAAAUCAGUAAGCUUUUCUGUCUCCAAUUCCUACGUAAACAUCAGAUUUUUCCAACUGAAAUAAGGGGAGAAGAAGUAGCAGGUUUGAAGAUGCUGGAAUUGUUUGAAGGUGGAUUUGCUUGGCUGAAAGACUUCAGCAGUUUUGUUAAUAAGUUGAACCAUUUUGGAAGACCUAGUCAUUACUUUAUGAAAAUGGAAAGAACAACUUCUAAUCCAAUGGAAUUCAAAGUGGCUCGAUUCUGGAUUAGUUGGGAUUUAUUGUGUUCACCGGAUAUCGAGAAAUUAUUACAAGAAAAUAAAGUGAGACACAUAGACGAAGAUAAGGAGGGGUAUGUUUGGAAGUUCAACAAUAAUGGUCUUCCUAAACGGGAUUUGAUGAUUGAAUACUGCAAUGUGGUCGGUGAAAUUUCUAUUUUUCAAAAAGAUCCUACUCAAUUGCAAACAUGUGUUUUGAAAUAUUGCCCAGGGAUAGUGUGUGUGGUCUCUUUGUCAUCAUCUUCAUCUACUUCCUCGACAGUUAUGAAUAACCUUGAAUUACUAACUCUUGUGGGUUUGCCUGACUUGUGGAAUGUUGUUAAAGUGGAAAAAACAAGAGCAUCGCUUGCACCAACAAUAUCCCCUCACAUCUUUUCCAAUCUUAAAGAGCUGAGGGUAUGCGAUUGUUCAAAAUUGAAGAAGCUUUUUCCAUGUGAGCUGCUACUGGGUCAGGGCCUCCAAAACUUGGAGCUGAUUGAGGUGAAACAUUGUUGGGGAAUGGAGGAAAUAAUAGGAUGGGAAGAAAAAGAGGAAGGAAAUCAAACAACUACUCCAAUAUCGAUCACUCUUCCAAAAUUAAGGAUAUUGGAGUUGCAUUUCCUAUCAGAAUUGAAGAGAAUCUACCCCAAAAGAGGAGUAAUGGUUUGUGAAUCUCUCAAUAUUUUCAAAAUAUCGACCUGUGUGAAGGUCAAGAGGAUACCCCUUUGUCUUGGAAGGGAAAACGCACAACCAUCUUUUCCUGCUGUCAAAUCUAUCCAUAUUUUCAAUCCAAAAAAUUGGUGGGAAUCGUUGGAGUGGGAGAAUCCUGACGAUAAGAUUGUCCUUCUACCUUUCCUCAAAUGUAAUGAGCUCGGCUCAACUCAGGGAGCAAGCUCCGGAAUGGAUUUCCUGAGUCAUCCAUUGAAUAUCAAUCUGGUCAAUCUGUGUCCACUUUCUAAUGUGCAGCCCAGGCUGCAUCUUUUAUCAUCUGAAACCUAUUUCUUCAACUCAGCAACAUAUACAGCUCAGGAAAACAAAAAAAUUGGGACUCACACUCACUUCAAUCCAAUGCAAUCUCUGUUGUAAUUUGUUGUUUUGUGCUAUGGAUGAACUUUGUUUAAUUAAUGCUUGUUUAAGUACUAUUUGUUUUAUUUUGUGUUGUAAUAAGCAGUAAAACAUAUUUGAGAAA
Molecule: messenger RNA, 3326 nt
Organism: Rubroshorea leprosula
Lineage: Eukaryota; Viridiplantae; Streptophyta; Magnoliopsida; Malvales; Dipterocarpaceae
Source: the annotation of a GenBank genome assembly